AUGGGGAGCAUAGUAGAGUCUCCGGCCGCGGCAACGUUCGACGCCCCGCCCGAGUCGGUCAGCUUUGACGGUUUCCUGUUCGACAUGGACGGCACUAUCAUCGACUCAACUGCUGCCGUUGUCAAGCACUGGGAAACUGUAGGCCAGGAAAUAGGGGUAUCACCCGAGGUCAUUCUGCAGACAUCGCACGGGCGAAGAAGCAUCGACAUACUCCGGAUCCUCGCUCCCGAAAAGGCAAACUGGGAAUACGUGAAGCACAUGGAAGGUCUCCUGCCCAAGUUCCACGGGGCCGACGCCGUCGAGAUUCCGGGGGCCCGCGACCUCCUGCAGGGGCUGAUCGCGCGCGACGCGCCGUGGGCCAUCGUGACGUCGGGCACCGUGCCGCUCGUCACGGGCUGGCUCGGCGUGCUGAAGCUGCCCGCCCCGGAGCACCUCGUCACGGCCGAGUCCGUCACUGACGGGAAGCCCGACCCGGCCUGCUACCUGCUCGGCCGCGAGCGGCUCGGGCUCGCCGGCCCCGACAAGCAGGUGCUUGUGCUCGAGGACAGCCCCGCCGGCAUCCGCGCCGGGAAAGACGCCGGCUGCAAGGUCCUGGCUGUUGUGACGAGCCAUACGGCUAACGAGGUCCUAAGCGCCGGGCCCGACUGGGUCGUCAAGGAUCUGGCGUCGGUGAGGUUUGUGGGCGGCACUAGCGGGGACUCCUCGAAGGUCACUCUGGAGAUUAGCAACGCGUUGGUGACCAAAAACACGCGAGCUUAG
Molecule: messenger RNA, 759 nt
Organism: Lasiosphaeria miniovina
Lineage: Eukaryota; Fungi; Ascomycota; Sordariomycetes; Sordariales; Lasiosphaeriaceae
Product: haloacid dehalogenase-like hydrolase
Exons: 4
Coding region: 1-759 (252 amino acids)
Molecular function (GO): beta-phosphoglucomutase activity; sugar-phosphatase activity
Source: RefSeq, a predicted model, not a curated record